Molecule: messenger RNA, 4690 nt
Organism: Tigriopus californicus
Lineage: Eukaryota; Metazoa; Arthropoda; Copepoda; Harpacticoida; Harpacticidae
Product: BCAS3 microtubule associated cell migration factor-like
Exons: 9
Coding region: 1-4263 (1420 amino acids)
Biological process (GO): autophagy; response to starvation
Cellular component (GO): cytoplasm
Molecular function (GO): protein binding
Source: RefSeq, a predicted model, not a curated record
AUGAUGUCGGCCGCCUCCGAUCCUCCCCCUGGCCUCAAGACCCUGGCUUCCGGAACGCCAUCGGGCGGGGCCGUGAUCCGCCCACAACCCGUGACUGAAAAGUCAUUGAUGGAAUCGGUGGCUGGCUUCAUUCACGACGUCCAGGCCAUUCAUCACACCCAUUUGGGCGCCCACGCCCCCAACAACGACCCCAAAGUCCACGUGACCUGGGCCCGUUUCGAAACGACCGACCUCAACGACGUGCGACUUCUCCCCGAUAGCUCUGAAUCCAGUGGUAACGCCUCACCCCUCCUCCUGAUUUUGGGCUACACGCAAGGCGUUCAAAUCUGGUUGGUGCCCAUCAAUGGCGAGGCCAAGGAAGUGUUGUCAUGGAAACGGGGCUCGGUGAAGACGCUCCGCGUGUUGCCCAAACCCGAGAACUCCUUUGGCGUGCCCGACAACUUUGCCCAUUGCCGCCCAUUGAUCGCAUUGGCCGACGCCACGGGCCCCGGCGCGCCUUUCACCUCGGUCAGCUUCCUGUCCCUCAAGACCGGAGAGCAGGUGCACAAUAUCAAGUUCAACUCCGAGAUCGCCGAUAUCGUGGUGAACCGCCGCGUGGUUGUGAUCAGUUUCCGCGAGAAGUUCGCCCUCUUCGAUGCGUGUAGCUUGGACGCCCGCUUCACCAUCACCUCUUGCUAUCCAAGCCCCGGGGUUCACUCGAAUCCCAUCUCCUUGGGAGAUCGCUGGCUGGCUUAUGCCGAUCAGAAAUUAGUGCCCAUUCAUCGAUCCUUCGGGGGUAUGGAGUGUGAUGGGUCCCAAUCUGUGGCCGCUUGGAGUAUCAAUGUGGGCAGCAAGUUGGCUCAGGGCAUGUCCAAGAUCUACUCUAAUUUCUUCUCGGGUGGCACAGCGGGGGGUCAAUGCAAUUCCGCACCGUCGUCCUUGAGUGGGUCACGCCCGUAUGCGGGUGUGUCGCCGAGUAGUAGUGGGCGUGAUAUCCCGGGCCAAAACGAACCUCAAAAAGGUGUGGUCACCAUUUUGGAUGUGAUGACGGUGGGCAAAACUGAGAGCGAUGAAGUGAACAUCACCCACAAAAUUGCGGGGGUGGUUGCUCAUUUUAUUGCCCACAACAAAGCCAUCGUGUCCAUGCAAUUCGACAGUUCUGGCUCGCUCUUGUUGACUUGCGACAAGAACGGCAAUUACUUCAACCUGUUCCGACUGGUUCCACAUCCGGCGGGCUCUUGUUAUUCGGCCGUGCACCACCUUUACUCUUUGUAUCGAGGUGACACGCCGGGAUCCGUGCAGGACAUUGCCUUCUCGUCGGAUUCGAGGUGGGUGGCGGUGUCCACCUUGCGAGGCACCAGUCACAUCUUUCCCAUCACGCCCUACGGCGGACCAGUGGGCGUGCGGACCCAUACCUCUGCCAGAGUGGUAAACAAGUUGUCCCGAUUCCAUCGAUCCGCAGGGUUUGAUGACUACCACACAUCCACCACGGGCACCUCAGCCGCUAAUUCUUCUGGCCGUACCUCACCCAAUCCCAAUCUCGCCGGAACCUCGCCGGUCGUGUCCUCCUUCUCCAAAAUGUCCAUGAUGGAAGCGGCGGCGGCCCACGCCGGCCAGAACUCGUCGCCCUUGAUCGUGCCGCAUCCCAACCCGCACAUCCCCCCUUUCCCUUCGCCCACGGUGGUCCAACCUGUGGCCCAAUUGCGCCAGCCCUACAUUGUGACCUUGACGAAUCAAACCAUUGGCUCGGCCACCGCCGUCACACGCAAGAAGAGCGGUGGAUCCAGCCAAUCCUCGGAGGAGGUGCCCAUCCGAUUGGCGUGCAAGUUCGCGCCCUCGCGGGCUUGGCUGGUGGGCGCGCAACACAACAUGUUCAACCGCCGGCACCUCCAACGACCUCAUGACGCCUUAUAUGUGAUGGCCAACCACGGAGUUCUCUUGGAAUACUCUUUGGACGCCUUGCCGGACUCCACGCUCCCGAAGGAGAAAAUUUGCGAAUCUAGUCCGAUCGAGCUGGUUGUGACUCCGUAUGGACAAUGGAGCUUGAGUCAACCCCGGGACAAAGCUGACUUGCAACCGCCUCUGCCCAUCGACAACCCCCUCAUGCUCCCCGUGCCCACCCACAGCUUCGGCAAAGCCCUCUCCCAAGAGGAUGACAACGAAGACAAGUGGCUGAGUCAGGUCGAGAUCAUCACCCACUUUGGACCCCAUCGGAGGCUCUGGAUGGGCCCGCAAUUCUGCUUCAAGACCCUGCAACCCGCAGAUAACGAAAAAGAUGGGAAUAUCGUUAAAGAUCUGGAUAUCAGUCUUCCGGCGAGGCCAGAGCAGUCCAACCCUGUGAACAUGCCCCCUAAGAUGAAACAUCAAGGACACCCGCCUACUGGACGAAAUCCGGUCUUGAUCGAGGCUGGAUCGGCCAGUAGUUUCGAGCUGUCCCCGCAUUUCUCCAAUGCCUUUCAACGACAUCCUGGUCACGCCCCUGCCAAUCCAUCGGCCAAAGAUUCCGUUUUGAAUGUGGAAAACGAACUGCAAGAGGCCAUGUCCGAGACGAUCGGUGAAGAAUCGUUGCUUGACGGUACGACCUCAAAUCCGACGCGAAGAGCCUCAAGCGGUCGUCAGCCGAAUCAAAUCAAGACCGAAUCUUCGGAGGAAGAGUUCUUCUGUCUCACUCCGGAAGAUGCCCGCAGUCGCAAUGUGUCAGCCACCUCCAAAGCACCCGUGCAACACAACACGGUCAACGACACCAAGAUCUUCUCUGUGGCCGUGGAAUCACGGCGGAGCCAAGCCAUCCAAAUGGACUCGAUGAGAGUGUGUGACGUGGACUCGGACUUCACAGGGCGUUUCGCUGUGGUGCAGAAGCCCAAAGGGUCCAUUCCCAAGAAGGAGGCCAUGUUGGAGCCCAUCAAGGCCGAAGUGAUCCCGGCACCUCCCAAGGCUGUUCCGGUCGAAGAGACACGACCGAUCUCGCCUCCUAUAGCCACUAAUAAGUCGAAUAAGAAAGGCAAAAAGAACAAGAACAAGAGCAAGAAUAAGGGAAGCUCAAUAAAGAGCUCAAGCUCGGCGGAUGAGUGCCAAGUGGAAGAGCCGGUGGCAUUCACGGUCGUGAAGAAAUUGAGCACGGCCCAGGAACGAGAAACCACGCCUUUGGAACAAGAGAUGACGACCAGUUUCCCCUGGAGGGACGACGAUGAUCAGUUGGUCCAAGCUUUGGUGGAAAGCACGCAAGAUAUCGAUCUCAUGAGCUCUUCGGACAUCAAAACGGAUGAUCAACCGCAUGUGGAAGUUGAAGUGGAGGACGAGGAUGAAGAAGAGCAAGUAGAGCAAGAAGAGCAAGCGGCAGAGGUAUCGACUCAUUCCGACGAAUUCCAAGAGAUCACCAACCGGAAGGCCUCUGACGACACCACCGAAGACGACGAAGAGGAUGAGGACGACGACGACGAAGACGAAGAAGAGGGAUCCGGAUCGGAACCGUUCAACAUUGACCGCGAAACUUCGGCCAAACCGGAAGUGCCCUUUUGGGUGGACGACCUCCUCAAAAGCAGCUCCACGGACAAUGCCAUCUUGAACAGCAUCGUGAAAGCCGAGCAAAAGUACGACGCCAAGAAGAAGAUGACCCAAAGCACUGGAUUUGUGGCCCGGUCCGUCUCUCAACCCGCCGUUUUGAACUCGGAAUCCGUGGACAGUAGCGAAGAUGACCUGGAAUUCAAACCCGUUUCCAAUGGUCGUCGUCGCAAGAAGCAACCCCAACUGAACCUGCGGCCCUCCAUGAGCCACACCGAAGCUUUCCGGAGCCGGGGCAGCAGUUUCGCGGACUCCGAAUCCAGCUUCAAUGGCGACGAAGUCCUUCGUGAUCAAGACAAAGAAGGCUGGAGUUUCGAGGCUGAUGACUUGGACGUGAAUAAGUUCCUCUCCGAGGCCAUAGCCUCCUCACCCCCCGCUGAUCUGGACGCUGAUGAAGGCGGCGUGUCCGGAGAGAAGCCCCAACUAGAGGAUGUGUUCAAAUUCGAUUCGGAAAUCGCCGCGGCCGAAGGUCAAGGAGUGCGGGUCUCGAAGCAGAAUGCGGCCAGUUUGGAAGAUCUCAAGGAAGCUCUCGGAGAUGAGGAGGAGAAGAUGACCUCGAGCUUGAACGUGACCUUUGACGAGGACAACCUCGUGUCCUCGUCCUCUGCCCGAGAGAGUCUGGCUUUGAGCACGAGCAUCGGCGAGACCACGGAUUCGAGUGUGGGCAAUUCGCCCAAUCCGAAAAAGAAUAAGGGUAAGAAAAAGAAGAAGAAACGAUUUUAAAUCUUACUUUUCAGUUCAGCUGUACUAUACAUACAUAUGUAUGAAUUCAUAUGAUAUAUAUAUAUCUAACUUUAUGUCGAUUUGAGAACCUAGCAAUGCCCACCAGAUCCUCCUUUUUCUUUCAAUGAGUGACGUUUUAACUAAUUUGGGAGUAGUUGUGGAUUUUGCCGAAUUGGUUUGCAUUAAUCGGAAUGUUGAAUGCAAAUCGAUUUUGCAACAUUUAUAGAUUUUCUACCCAGUCGAGUUAACCGGUCGCUUGUAAUUAAACACAAAAUAUACACUCUCUACAAACACAAAAAUACCUUUAAAAAAAGAUACAAACAGAUCAAAAUAUCGUAUUCAAUCCUCAUUCAUCAGCUUCGCCUCUCGUUUGUGACUAGAUGUUCUCAUUAUUAUUGAAAUAAAAAUGAUGAACAAAAAGAAUGGC